Molecule: messenger RNA, 3766 nt
Organism: Anguilla rostrata (American eel)
Lineage: Eukaryota; Metazoa; Chordata; Actinopteri; Anguilliformes; Anguillidae
Product: netrin receptor UNC5D-like
Exons: 17
Coding region: 486-3287 (933 amino acids)
Biological process (GO): netrin-activated signaling pathway; axon guidance
Cellular component (GO): membrane
Molecular function (GO): netrin receptor activity; protein binding
Source: RefSeq, a predicted model, not a curated record
GUAUCUGCAGCGGAGGUCGAGACGAUUGCAUUUUAAAUAAGGAUAUUAGUUGCACACUUUUACCAUUAUAAAAUAUGUGUGUAUUCACACAAGCACACAUCAUUCUGAGGCUCGCCUUCUUCCACGGAACACCUUGGCUCUAGGAACUGUCACUGGUGCUGUAGAUACUGUCGCCUCCCCGCCCAUCGCGGUGUGCCAUUGGCUAGCAGCGCUGGUUAAUUUAUUUCAGUCUGUAGUAGUGUAGCAUUGGGGUGGUAAUACAGGUUAGAAUUAGGAAUUGCAAGAUGCUGCUUCGAAGAGCUAGCUACACUGGACAGAUUUUUAACUGGUCUCGAUUCAGUGGCAGGUUUAUCUAAGACACCGAGAGAGCCAGUCCCAUGCAGAUAACUACGGAGGAACCUGUUACUGUCACGCUGCCUCCGAUGGCAUCAGCUUGAAUACGGGGGAAAGUCUCCCCGUUUUCGGUGCAGACGGAAAGAGAAGCAAUGGGACCGUUUUCGAAGGGACGCUACUUCUGUUUGGGCAUCUUCUUGUUCCUCGUUUUCUUCACUACUUGCACGACAACUAAAGGAACCGGCAGCGAUGCCCUCCCGGACUCCUUGCCGUCCGUCCCGGGCACGCUCCCGCACUUCCUGCAGGAGCCCGAGGACGCCUACAUCAUCAAGAGCAACCCCAUCAAGCUUCGGUGCCGGGCCGCGCCCGCUCUGCAGAUCUUCUUCAAGUGCAACGGGGAGUGGGUGCACCAAAACGAGCAUGUGUCCCGCGAGUACCUGGACGAGGACACAGGGCUGAAGAUCCGAGAGGUGAUGAUCAAUGUUUCCCGGCAACAAGUGGAGGACUUUCAUGGCCCGGAGGACUACUGGUGUCUCUGUGUCGCCUGGAGCCACCUGGGCACUUCAAAAAGCCGCAAAGCAACCGUCCGAAUCGCAUACCUGCGGAAGAACUUUGAGCAGGACCCCCAGGGGAAGGAGGUGCCAAUCAAGGGCAUGAUCGUGCUGCACUGCCGCCCCCCAGAGGGAGUCCCGGUGGCUGGGGUGGAGUGGCUGAAGAACGAGGAGCUGGUGAAUUCCGUCACCGACGACAACAUUGACACCCGAGCCGACCACAACCUCAUCAUCAACGAGGCCCGGCUGUCCGAUUCGGGGAACUACACCUGCCUGGCUACCAACAUAGUUGCCAAGAGACGGAGCGCCACGGCAACCGUCGUGGUGUUCGUGAAUGGUGGCUGGUCAUUGUGGACAGAGUGGUCUUCUUGUAACGUGCGGUGUGGGAGGGGUGUUCAGAAACGCUCGCGCACGUGUACCAACCCCGCGCCUCUCAACGGGGGUGCUUUCUGUGAAGGCAUGUCCAUGCAGAAGAUUACCUGCAACGCUGUCUGUCCAGUGGACGGCGGCUGGGAGGAGUGGAGCGAGUGGACCGUGUGCAGCCCGGACUGCGAGCGGCAGCGGCGGAGGGAGUGCCUGGCGCCGGCGCCCAGGCACGGCGGCAAGCUCUGCGAGGGGGCCGGCCAGGCCGCCGAGAACUGCACCGGGGGACUCUGCACCCAGAAUCGAAAGCUGCUACACGAUGUAGAGCCUCAAAGUAUGGAGGGCACUAACGACGUGGCCCUUUACUCUGGCUUGGCGGCAGGGGUCAUCGCUGUGGCCGUCCUCGUGGUGGCUGUCACUUUGUACCGGAAAAACCAGAGCGACUACGGGGUGGACGUUAUCGACUCCUCUGCGCUGACGGGAGGCUUUCAGUCCUUCAACUUCAAGACCACCAGACAAGGAAAUCCGCUUCUUCUCAACUCCUCCAUCCAGCCGGACCUGACGGGGGGCCGCACCUACAGCAGCCCCAUUUGUUUCCAGGACUCCAUGGACAAGGAGCUGUUUGACCCCCUGCCUGACAUCAAGGUCAAAGUUCAGAGUACCUUCAUGGUGUCACUGGGGGUGGCGGACCGGGCGGAGUACCACGUCAAAGGCCACCCAGAGACCUUCCCCAGGGGGCUGCAGCGAGACUACAGCACCGUGGAGAGCCGCAAGAAGAACCUGCUCACCCCCACCGCCCCUGUCACGCCCUCUAAAGCGGAACUGAGGACUGUGGGCAUAUUCGGGAAUCUGGGCGGACGGUUGGUGGUGCCUAACACAGGAGUCAGCCUGCUGGUGCCGCAUGGGGCGAUUGCAGAGGACACUUCCUGGGAAAUGUAUAUGAUCAUCAAUCAAGAGGAAAACAGUGCCCACACGGACGAGGGCUGUGAAAUACUACUGGGGCCAGAGGUCACGUACGGCCCCCCAGGGCUCAGCCUGUCCUGUCCCGUCGCCAUGACGAUAGCCCACUGCGCCGAGGUGAACGGGGAAAACUGGAACAUUCGACUCAAGAGGAAAAGGCAUGAUAACAAGUGGGAGGAAGUGAUGUCGGUGGAGGACGAGACGACUUCCUGUUACUGCCUGAUGGACUCUCACAGCUGCCACCUGCUGCUGGACCAGCCCGGCUCGUACGCCCUGGUGGGCGAGCCCCUCACAGAGGUGGCCGUCAAGAGGCUGAAGCUGGCCGCGUUCGGCAGCAUGGGCGCCAGUUUCAUGGAGUACAGCCUCAGGGUGUACUGCGUGGAUGACACGCCCCAUGCUUUCCAGGAGGUGGUGGCCACAGAGACAGGCAAGGGUGGGCAGCUGCUUGAAGAGCCAAAAACCCUGCUCUUCAAAGGAACCACCUUCAGCCUACAGGUGUCAAUCCAGGACGUCCCGCAGUUUUUGUGGAACAUCAAGCCCUUCACCACCUGUCAGGAAUUCUCCUUCUCCCAAGUGUGGUGCAGCAAUCAGCAGCCUCUGCACUGUGCCUUCACCCUGGAGAGAUACAGCCCCGCCACCACCCAGCUCUCCUGCAAGAUCAGCGUGCGGCAGGUUAAAGGUCACGAGCAGAUCCUCCAGGUGUACACGUCCGUGGCGGAGAGUGAAAAGGAGAGCAUCCCAUUCUUCACUCAGGCGGACUGCACUGUCACAUCUCAGAUGGGGCCCAAGGCCUUCAAAAUCCCUUUCUCCAUUCGCCAGAGGAUCUGUGCCACCUUCGACACUGCCAACGCCAAGGGCAAAGACUGGCAGCUCUUAGCUCAGAAGCUUCACAUCGAGAGGAAUCUGUCCUAUUUUGCCAAGCAGCGGAGCCCUUCUGCAGUCAUACUCAAUCUGUGGGAGGCACAGCAUCAGGACAACGGUGACCUGGACUCUCUAGCCAGUGCCCUGGAAGAAAUUGGCAGAAUCCACUCUAAAAGCCCCACAAAGAGCCCAGAGGAACCAAACUCAGACUUUGCAUAAGAGAGGCCAGGAUCACCCAGGAACUGAGAUGUCACUGGUACAGUGGGCACCCCAAGCUACACUUCAAACUGCUCACGGGACACACACUUCCUGCAAUAUCGUGGUCAAUAUCACUGAUAAACCGGGGUCAGAAAACACGUCAUGAGAAGCCUACUUAUUUAUGUACAAAAUUUAAGAAAAGAAUAAUAAAAACUAAUCAGUUUAUUAGUGGCACAUCAAAAGGAAUAAGAUGGCAUGGUUGUGAAGGGGAUGUAGUGCCACAGGGCAAAAGGAAGGGGGCGCUGUUAAGCAAACGCUGUGGACGCAAACCUCUUUUUUCUGUUGGACCCAUUUCUUCUGGUCUCGCAUUAUCAAGCUGCCAGGACACUUCGCUCUGUGUGACGUAAAUGUGUUUUCUUUUGUUUGCUUUUCCGCCCUGUUUUCUGUUAUUUUUCAGUUCAUUCUGAAGUGGAGUCGCACCACGUGAACACACUCUUAAC